AUGAAUAUCCUCUCAAAUCUACUUAACUUGGUUGUUGCCAAAGGAUUAUUCGCUUAUCACCCUAAAUGUAAAAGAAUAGGGCUCACUCACUUAUCGUUUGCGGAUGACCUAUUAAUUUUUUGCAAAGGAACUAUAGACUCUGUUGUUGGAGUUUUAACAAUUCUUGAUCAUUUUUAUGAACUGUCUGGGUUGAAUCUCAAUGCUACAAAAUGCACAUUCUUUACUUCUGGUAUUUCUAACAGGAACACUGAUCAUAUUAAAAGAGCUACUGGAUUUCAGCUUGGUUGUUUGCCUGUAAGAUACCUAGGGAUUCCCUUAAUUACUAGAAAGCUUUCUGAAAAAGAUUGUGGACCUCUCAUUGACAGUAUAAAAGCUAGACUCACAAUUUGGUCUGGAAAAUUCUUGAGCUACGCAGGCAGGCUAGAACUCGUUCGAGCUGUAUUGUUCAGCAUUGCUAAUUAUUGGAGAAGGCAACUUCUGCUUCCUCAGUCUGUAAUCUGCAAGAUUGAAUAG
Molecule: messenger RNA, 513 nt
Organism: Hibiscus syriacus
Lineage: Eukaryota; Viridiplantae; Streptophyta; Magnoliopsida; Malvales; Malvaceae
Exons: 1
Coding region: 1-513 (170 amino acids)
Source: RefSeq, a predicted model, not a curated record